Chanos chanos (milkfish) is the source of this 906-nucleotide messenger RNA. RefSeq names its product T cell leukemia homeobox 3b (gene tlx3b). Gene Ontology annotation, cellular component: nucleus. Bases 1 to 906 code for a protein of 301 amino acids. Gene Ontology annotation, biological process: regulation of transcription by RNA polymerase II; animal organ development. The record is from RefSeq and is a predicted model, not a curated record. Lineage: Eukaryota; Metazoa; Chordata; Actinopteri; Gonorynchiformes; Chanidae. Gene Ontology annotation, molecular function: RNA polymerase II cis-regulatory region sequence-specific DNA binding; DNA-binding transcription factor activity, RNA polymerase II-specific. The transcript is spliced from 3 exons.
AUGGAUCGGGCCUCAAACACAAGUCCUGGUGACAGCAGCGGUACUAGUCAAACAUCGCAGCCUGCUCAACACGAGCCCAUCAGCUUCGGCAUUGACCAGAUUCUGAGCGGCACCGACCAAGACAGCUCCCAGCAAAACAAUACAAGGAACAGUUCGGAUACAAGCAGUAAUACGAGCGGAGGUAGUUAUCAUCUUGGAAGCCCAUCCGGAGCGAGUGCAACGCCUUACACAACACUGUCUGGCUCUUUCCACGGUAUUGCCGCACCUUACGAAGAGUCCAGCUCGUAUGGGAUGAAUCUAACUCUCGCACCUGGAGGGGUGAUACGUGUCCCAGCGCACAGACCCCUGGCUGCAGCAGUGCCUCCACCUAUGGCCAGUGCUGUACCUGGACUCGGAAGCAUAAGCUUCCCUUGGAUGGAGAGCAGCCAACGCUUUGCUAAAGACAGGUUCGCAGCUGCUCUGACACCCUUCACAGUCACGAGGCGCAUUGGUCACCCCUACCAGAACCGCACACCACCCAAGAGGAAGAAGCCUCGUACCUCCUUUUCCCGGGUGCAGAUUUGUGAGUUGGAAAAACGCUUCCACCGACAGAAGUACUUGGCCAGUGCGGAGCGUGCAGCGUUGGCCAAAACUCUGAAGAUGACUGAUGCACAGGUCAAAACCUGGUUCCAGAACCGUCGGACCAAGUGGAGACGACAAACGGCCGAGGAGCGCGAGGCAGAGCGUCAGCAGGCCAAUCGGCUCAUGAUCCAACUCCAACACGACGCUUUCCAGAAGUCUCUGAGUGACUCGGUACCAGCCGACCCGCUGUGCAUUCACAACUCGUCGCUGUUUGCCCUGCAGAACCUGCAGCCGUGGGCUAGCGAUGAAAGCAACAAGCUUGGGGGCGUGACUGCAUUAGUAUGA